UCGUUCAUCACCCUCAACAAUAAACUUUACUGUUUGUUAGCGCCGGUCAAAUAAUUUGCGUUUUUGCUUCAAACUGGUCCAAAACUAAAUCAUAGUUAGUUCAGUUUCUCCGAAUAAAAAAAUCAUUAAUGUCCACAACAGUAAAAUCACACUCAAAUUGGCAAUGGGAGACCGCAACUGCCGGCGCCGUAGCAGGCUUCGCUACCGUUGCCGCCACUCAUCCGCUCGACGUCGUCCGUACUAGGUUUCAAGUUAAUGAUGGCCGAGUCUCGAAUUUUCAUACUUACAAAAAUACUGGUCAAGCCAUUUUCUCUAUUGCUCGUUUUGAGGGUCUUAAAGGACUUUAUGCAGGAUUCCUUCCUUCGGUUCUUGGUUCGACAAUUUCUUGGGGUUUAUACUUUUUCUUCUAUGGCAGAGCCAAACAAAGGUACUCUAAGCAUAGGGAAGAGAUGUUGAGUCCUGGUCUCCAUCUUGCAUCUGCUGCAGAAGCUGGAGCUUUAGUUUGUUUAUGUACAAAUCCUAUUUGGCUUGUAAAGACAAGGAUGCAGCUUCAGACUCCUCUGCAUCAAAUUCAACCAUAUUCCGGGCUUUAUGAUGCAUUGAAAACUAUAAUGAGACAGGAAGGAUGGAGAGCACUUUAUAAAGGAUUUGUUCCCGGUCUUUUACUGCAGGUUUCUCACGGUGGUAUUCAGUUCACAGCAUAUGAGGAAUUUCGUAAAGUUAUCGUUGACUAUAAAUGUAAAGAUAGAAAAAGCAACCCUAGAAGUUCCGACUCUGAUAUAUUGAAUUCAGUUGAUUUUGCGGUUCUUGGGGGUUCAUCUAAAGUUAUUGCCAUUAUUUUGACAUACCCAUUUCAGGUUAUUCGAGCUCGGUUGCAGCAACGACCUAGUGUGGAUGGAGUUCCCAAAUAUAUGGAUAGCUGGCAUGUUGUGAAGGAAACUGCAAGGUUUGAAGGGUUUCGAGGUUUCUACAAGGGCAUCGUGCCAAGUCUUCUGAAAAAUGUUCCUGCUGCUUCAAUAACAUUUAUCGUUUAUGAGAAUGUUCUGAAGUUGCUAAAAUUAACAAGAAGAUGUGAUUAGCUUUGUGCUGUUGUCAUUAUUGUUUUAAAUUAUAUUUUUUGCUGGUGCUAACAAGAAGUUAAUUUGCAUGGGUCAGAGACAAUUGGUUUACAUUUUCUGCCAUCAUUUUUUUGUUUUUGACACUGAAUGGUGAUACUCUAGUUGGUGCCUCAUCGGAGAAGUAAAUAGUUCAUAGCUUAUCCAUUUAAGGAAUAAGGAGGGUUCACGAGCUGUGUUCUUUAUACCGCGUUACCAUAAAGUAGACACUGGAAUAUGAUACUGAAUAAUUUUAUCUCUCAUAAAUCACUUCAAGAGGUCUCCGUAGAAGCAUCAGAAAUCGAAUAGAUCUGCCAGUAUAAAUCUCAAAGGCUUCCAUCAUGUCAGAGAUUAAGAAAAACAGUAGAAAGGCGCAACUUCAGAGAAAAACUUGUUUCUUUAUUGAAUUGGCGGUCUUUCAUGAGUAACAACCAACAUUAUAUGGGCUGCUUACGAUGUAGAAAGCUCCGAAAUACCUGCAUACACCAAAAAAGGAGGUCAAAAAGAACACCAGAGAGGAUCUCUAGACGUUCGCUCCGACGCUCGAGUCAGCUUUUUUAAUAGGAGUAAGAAGAGAGAAAAGAAAGAAGUAAUAUUGAGCUAAUAGAAAGAAGUAUCUUAGGGUUUUUCCAUGUGAGUUAUAUAGACUGUUCCUUUCCCAUGUUUAGUAGGUCCCGUGUUAUAUCUCGGAAUCUAGAUGCGAACGUUGGAGAGUAAGUCAUGUUGUCAUAGCGGUGAUGCUAAGUACAAGUAAUUCAUAACUCGAUAUUUGUAUCUCGAUCAUCAUGAAUCUCUGUAAGUUGUAUGUGUUUGUAUCUCAUCCAAUGGUAUCCCGGUUAUCGAUCUA
Messenger RNA from Mercurialis annua (annual mercury), 1941 nucleotides. RefSeq names its product folate transporter 1, chloroplastic. Gene Ontology annotation, cellular component: chloroplast envelope. Gene Ontology annotation, molecular function: folic acid transmembrane transporter activity; FAD transmembrane transporter activity. The record is from RefSeq and is a predicted model, not a curated record. The transcript is spliced from 13 exons. Lineage: Eukaryota; Viridiplantae; Streptophyta; Magnoliopsida; Malpighiales; Euphorbiaceae. Gene Ontology annotation, biological process: nucleotide transport; folate import into mitochondrion. The coding region runs from base 129 to 1079 and encodes 316 amino acids.